Messenger RNA from Rhopalosiphum padi (bird cherry-oat aphid), 908 nucleotides. RefSeq names its product pyridoxal kinase-like. NCBI's taxonomy places the organism in Eukaryota, Metazoa, Arthropoda, Insecta, Hemiptera, Aphididae. Gene Ontology annotation, molecular function: pyridoxal kinase activity. The record is from RefSeq and is a predicted model, not a curated record. Gene Ontology annotation, cellular component: cytosol. Gene Ontology annotation, biological process: pyridoxal 5'-phosphate salvage.
GUUUUUGAACUAUCAUGGAAUCUAAUAAAAGAGUAUUCUCCAUCCAAAGUCAUGUUGUUAGUGGAUAUGUAGGUAAUAAAUGUGCCGUCUUUCCAUUACAGGUAAUGGGUUUUGAGGUUGAUACUAUAAAUUCUGUGCAGUUAUCAAAUCAUACUGGAUAUAAAACUUAUCGUGGCCAAGGAUUAAACGAAAUUAAUUUAGCGGAAUUAAUAACUGGUCUUGUUGAGAAUGAAUUGCAUAAUUAUUCAUAUCUAUUAACUGGUUACAUCGGAUGUCCAAUGUUUUUAAAGAAAAUUGCAGAAGUUUAUAAAAUAUUAAAAGAGAAAAAUCCAGAUUUGAUAUAUGUUUGUGAUCCUGUAAUGGGCGAUAAUAAAAAAAUGUAUAUUCCAAAAGAAAUAUUAGAUGUUUAUAAGAAUGAAAUCAUACUUACUGAUAUCCUUACACCGAAUGCAUAUGAAUUAGAGUUAUUAACUGGUAUAACUAUUACAACUGUCAAUGACAUUUAUAAGGCCUUGAAUAUAUUAAAUAAUCAGGGUUGUAAGACAAUAGUUGUAUCAUCUUCCAACUUAUCUUCAAAUUCUGUUAUAAAAUGUAUUGGAAGACAUUUUUCUUCUGAUGAAUAUGUAGAAUUAGAUAUUCCCAUAAUCGAUCAACACUUUACUGGCACUGGAGAUUUAUUUACUGCUUUGUUAUUAAUAUGGACAAACUUAACUAAUAAUGACUUGAAACGUUCCAUGGAAAAAACAGUUGCAACUAUUCAGGCGGUAUUAAAUUGUACCAUAAAAUACACAAAUGAAAAUGGUUCAAAAAAACCAAUGAGCAAAAAAGAAUUAAAAUUAAUUCAAAGUUUUAAUGAUAUUCAAAAUCCUGAAGUAACAAUAUUUGGUACUACAAAUAAAAUUGUAUAA